This is a messenger RNA of Pseudomassariella vexata, 1317 nucleotides long. RefSeq lists its product as uncharacterized. The record is from RefSeq and is a predicted model, not a curated record. NCBI's taxonomy places the organism in Eukaryota, Fungi, Ascomycota, Sordariomycetes, Amphisphaeriales, Pseudomassariaceae. The coding region runs from base 84 to 902 and encodes 272 amino acids. The transcript has 2 exons.
AAGCCCCCACAAACCCCUCUCCCCAAGUUCAAACUGCGGCAAACCCGUACCGCCAGUACCAGGCGACAAAGCCCUUGCCUCAAAUGCCGUCCACAAACUCGCCUCGUCAAGCUCAUCCCGCAGCGGCGGACCCUGCUUACCGAGUGCCGUCUACGGAUCCAACUCGGCAAGCCCAAACUCAAACCCAAGCUCAACCACAAACUCAGCCCCAAGCUCAAGCCCAAUCUCAAGCCCAACCCAUAGAUGCAUCCCGCCAACCCCAACCCCAACCCCAAAGCACCGAGCUGUCUCGGCAGGCGGUACUAAACUCGCUCCUGGACAUGGUACCCCCGGAGAUAAUCAAGCAGCUCCUCCACGCCGCAGCCAUGGCAAGCACCUCCGUAGCGGAAAGCAUCCGCGCCAGCGUCGAAGUGCAGCGCAAAGUCGUGUUGAACUUUGACUCGUACGCCGCCGACGCCGAGUACGAGCUGAACUCGCGAUACGAGGACCUCGGCGGCAGUAAGCAGUACGAGAUGUCCGGGAAGUGCAGCGCCAACGUGGAGAAACUGCUGCGGGAGGUCCUGCAGAAGGCGCGGCAGAACGCAUCCUACGAAACGAAGCUCAGCGCCGUCACCAAUAUGUGCAAGAUCUUCCGGUCGGUGCUGUCGGGGGGAUACAUGGCAACGCGCGUCGCGAAUGACGUGUUUGGCUGGGACCACAUCUUUCAGGAUGCCGUUGGGUUGUUUACGCGGAAGGAGCUCGAGCGGCUGGUUAAUGAGGACGGGGGCGCGUGGUUACGCGGGUUUGGUCAGUGUGUGAAUAGUGAUUAUAGGGGGUUCGAGGCCAUGAGGCCCAUAUAUCAAGCGCUACAGAGUUAUUUGGUUGAGGCAGGGUCGGAGGGGGACCAGCAGCAGCAGGCAUAGGAGCCGUGAUAAGCGAAUCUAACAUCACCCGAGUUGGUGACGAGUAAGCACGUCGUCUUAAGAGGACAGGAGGAUCCGAUAGGCUCCAAGUGUGGAUAAUAGGUGUAUAAGAAGAAAAAAAAUACGUCUGAAACAAUUUGCGGGAUUGCUGGCAGGCGCUCGCUUUUUCAGGUCCCUCCGAACUCGGAAGCAAAAGUAGAAUUAUACGUUGGCUGCUUAAACACCACAUCCUCAUUACUCACUACUUGAGGAACGGGAAAUAUGCUGGUGGAUGGAUUGACGAUUCAGGGGCGUGUGGCUCUGAUGGCGUUGUUGCUUUGGGAGGGGGAUGUGUGGGUGGACGCCUUUUGUGGAGAGGGUGGGGUAGAGCAUGGAUGGAGAGGGGGAGGGGGAGGAAAUGGGGUUGGCCCGUUCG